AUGGAGUUCCCGGUGGUCUCAACUCGAGGCAACCUAGAGCUGGAGGUCAUGAGCCGCGCACCCCUCUUUGGUGGCGACACGCGACUUGGCUACGUUUCCCUGAGCCUGGACGACAUUACCUCUCCUGCGGCGGUUCUGACCACUGGCCCAGGGGACUCCCAGCUGGCCUACCGCUGCGAGCCUCUCUUGGGGGCCCAGAGAGGGGAGCUGGUGCUCAUCAUGGAUUACAAGAAGCUGCAGGCAGUGCGCCGUCGGCUAUCUUGUGGUGCUUUCGGGAAUUCAUUGCUCCGUCGAGCAGCACAGUUCAGGGCCUUCUUCCUCUACCACUACUGGCCCUGUGAUAAGUCUAUCUUCCAGAUGUACAUGCAUGAGCCGAUUGAUAUCUGCUUAUUGCUACUGUCUUUGAGCCCGUUUGUGUUUGUUCGGGUGGUGUUUUAUACAGUUCUUUUGCUGUGUUUAUGCGUCCCGUGGCCUCCUGAUGAGCAUCAGAUCGUUCAGUUCAUCCUCGCGUGCAAGGGAACAGCCAUUAUCUCGGAUGGUGCCGGGCGUGUCUUCUAUGGGAUCUUCACCUACUACCUGUGUGCCAGGGAGGGCACCUGCUCCACUGGCGGUGCUCCUGGAACGGGCGUGAGCUUCACAUAUGUGGCGCUGGAUCUCUACCAGGAGGUGCUCGUUUGGGCCGUUUGCUUCCUGCUCCUGCCCCAUAGCUUGCCGUACCUGAAUCGGGGGACCGGAGCGUCAGGUGCGGGUGAUGUGCAGAGAGACGUGAGCACAGAGGACGUGCAUCGUGGAGGUCGCAUGCAGGCACUGCUGCAGUACAACAUGCUGGUGUUUGCGAUCAGCCUGGCGAUCUUCCUGACAUUGUCGGCUCGGGACAUGGUGGCAUUCAGCUGGGAUGAAACCGGCUUGCUCGCGGCAGUCUGGAGGUGCCGCGUCGCGGAGAACUUUUUCUGGGCGCGCGCCAUCUUUGGUCUUUGCAUGUUUCCCUUCCUCUUCCUGCUGCAUCCACAGAUCAACAAGCUGCUGACCCACAGUACACCGACAGGCUACACCCGAUUGGGCACAUUGAAGAGGCACAGGCCCAUUUUGCGGCCCAAAAGGCAGCCGCCGAGCGAGAGCCCUGAAUCCGUCAGGGAGACGCUUAAGGAGGCAAUUGAAGAAUCUGCCCCUGCGACUCCGAAGCCGGAUCAAGAAGCCACGCCAGUCCAGGGCAAUUCAGAGACCACGGGAUCGGCUACCGUCUGCAGCACUGACAGAGCUGAUCCAAUCGCGGACUUGCAAACAGUUGUUCGUCGCCUGCCCGGCGGAUCGCUUGCCUUGAGGGGCGGUAGCCUGUGUGUUUGGGCGACAGGCAAGGCGGCAAAAACCGCGGUGACUGUGGUGUCGCUGGAGAUUCGGGUCGCCAGUGCAGCUGUGUCGUUGGGUUUGCGGGCAGCAGAUGCAGGGCGCACGACUGCCCUGGCCGUGGCGAGACGAGUCGUUCCAGGAAGUGACACUGCCGUCGUGCGUUUUGCUCGGGCUCGUGCAGAGGGGGCAGAGCAACUCGUUGUCAAAUUGGUCCGCUGUUGUGAUCGCGCUUUGCAGGGACCAGUGGGUGUGGCAAAUCGCAUCGCUGGCCAUGUGCCCGGCGGCCGCACGGCCCUGUCCGUUCUUGGCAGCGUGAGUCGGCUGGCUGGUGGCCUUGUGCGAACCUUCUAUCGGAUGGCUGCGGUUGUGGAGUCGCCUGGUGAGGUCGGGUCCAAUGGCGAGUGCGAACAGCUGGCCGAUUCGCCCCUGGGCAUCCAGGCCGGGCUGCCAACGAUCGAGCUGCUGCAAGCGGCAGGUGGCAGUGAGCUCGUCGAGUUGAGCGAAAAGGCAGAGCUGGUGAAGCUCGAAGCGGCUGCCAGGCUCGCAGAGCUCCUCACGCGCGCGGAGCGCCUCGCGGAGCGGGAGGUGGCCGAGGCCAGGGAAGCAUUGCAGCGCGUCCAGCCGGAGAUCAGCAAGAUCUCGCAGGCAGUCCGAGACAGGAGUCAAGGAUGGGCAUGGGAGCUGCAACGUGCAAAGGGCACUUGCGAAAGCAUGUGCCGCUCCACCGUCGCUUGGACGUCUGAUCUGGCAGGUCGACUUCCUGUAGCCGGUCAGGUCCUUUUGGGUGCUUUCCGGCGGGAGCUGCAGGAGCUACAGGAGCAAGGCCGCCCUGAAAAGACCUUGGUGCAAACUCUGGAGGCGUACUCCCGGGUGCUUUUCUCCUCAGCUUGUGAGGCCGUCUUAGAACUUCGACCCCAGAAAACGCCCCUGGCGACGCCCACGAGUCCGGGGCCGGCGCCUUUUCCGAAGUUCCCAAUGCAAUUCUCAGAAACCACAAGUUUUGCAUGGGCAUUACCAGACCAAAGGGCCUUAAACUUGCGAGUGCCCAGGUUCGGAAACGAACGAAGGCCCGGUUCAAGAUCGCGCUGCAGCAGCCCCACUCCCACUCCCAAGGCUGGCCUCAGAAUCCGAGAGCUCUCUCCUAAAGUGAAACCUCCUAAACCCUAA
Molecule: messenger RNA, 2514 nt
Organism: Symbiodinium natans
Lineage: Eukaryota; Dinophyceae; Suessiales; Symbiodiniaceae
Source: the annotation of a GenBank genome assembly